Messenger RNA from Silurus meridionalis, 3152 nucleotides. RefSeq names its product beta-1,3-galactosyltransferase 2-like. Gene Ontology annotation, cellular component: membrane. The transcript has 2 exons. NCBI's taxonomy places the organism in Eukaryota, Metazoa, Chordata, Actinopteri, Siluriformes, Siluridae. Gene Ontology annotation, molecular function: N-acetyl-beta-D-glucosaminide beta-(1,3)-galactosyltransferase activity. Bases 187 to 1257 code for a protein of 356 amino acids. The record is from RefSeq and is a predicted model, not a curated record.
CUUGCUCGGCACCCUCUACCUGCAAAUACUCGCCCUCCUUCUCAUUUGUUUAGAAUGCACCGUUCACUGGCUGACUAGCACAACACACCAUAAGGAAUAGGUAUGCCUUGACAAGGUGAGGGUCAAACUCUAAGAUAACCUCUAAGCUAAGCGACUCAACUUAUGGAUCACGACAGAAAGUAAAGCAUGCCUGAACCUGUGCCUCCGGCUUCAGGCAUGUGCCAGCACUGGGACUCAUCACAUCCUCACGGUGAGAUGGGUGUGACAAAGCAGCCCAAAGUGACCCGGAGGCGUGCUUGGCUGCAAUACGCCGUUUGGUGUCUAGGUUUUCUGUUGGUCUUCGGGAUUAUCGGCAUGUACCGUGUCUUCCGUAUGCAGCCCCAGGAACAGAAAAUUUAUCUGAACCCACAUCUGGAAUCAUACUAUGUGGCAUACCCGCAUAGAUACCGCUUCAUUGUGGACCAGCCUGAGCUGUGCAGGCAACACAAACCAUAUAUCGUGAUCAUCGUUCCGGUGGCACCUAAAAACCUGGAAGCACGUGAUGCCAUAAGAAGCACGUGGGGGAAUGAAAGCUUGGUCCAGGACAAAGAUAUUCUGGUGCUGUUUCUGCUGGGGUUACCGAGCGGGGACGACUUGGAGGCUCAGCAGGUGCUCAUACAACAGGAAAACGUGCGUCAUCGGGACCUCCUUCAGAGUGAUUUCAUCGACUCCUACAGGAACCUCACGAUCAAAACAAUGGUGAUGCUCGAAUGGCUGAGAGACCGCUGUCCGGAGGCGUAUUACGCCGCGAAAGUCGACGCCGACAUGCUGCUAAACAUCGUCGCCUUGAUAAAAAUGCUCCUCAGACACACUGAAUACAUGACCGACUACAUUACCGGCCUAGUGUGGUAUGAGAACGUCGUGAUACGAGAUCCAGACAACAAGUUUUACAUCCCUCCCGAGGUGUACCCCUACCAGGUGUAUCCGCCGUACCCUUUGGGAAUGUGCUACAUCAUUUCUAUGGACCUACCGGAAAAGAUUCUGGAAGCGUCUCAGAAAAUCCGGCCAAUUUUCAUCGAGGACGUGUAUAUCGGCUUGUGCCUCGAAAGGCUUCACAUCACACCUACGACACCUCCGGACAUCCGGCAGUUCGUGGUGAAUCCGCCUCCGGAGUACGACCACUGCUACUACAAAGACCUUAUUGCUGUAGUAACAAACAGUCCGGCUCAGCUUAAGUCCUUUUGGAUGGAUCUUAACAAACCAGGGCCGGCUUGCUAAAGCAGAGAGUCAGAUUCCUUUGACUACCAGCGCUGAAGUUAUGUCGUGUUUUACAAUUUCGGAAAAAUCACUACUGAGCACGUAUCAAAUAUGUAGGACAAGAAACGUACAUUUGUUGAAAAUCAUGUGGUUAAUGGGAAAACCCUCUCGCUAAUGUAGGUUAACUGUAAUCUUUUUUUUCUUUAUUUUUCACUUGUGGGUUAAAACAAAUUGAAUCAUUAUGUUUACAUUGUCAUAUAGUAACUGCAAGUUUCAGAGAUGUGAAAUUGAUGUAAAUCGAUUUUUAUUCGGAUUCCUGCUUCUAUAUACAUUUGCUUAAACCGUGCUUUUUCCUUUCAAUUAUGUGAAAGAAAUGAAACACAUUAAGUAUAUCUCUCCAUAGGCUGAGCAACCAGCACCUUUUGACCAAUCAAGUUCAAGAAUUCCAUAUCACAGUCAUGUAGGAUUAGGUUUUUGUGAAAUCUAGGCCAUAGCUCAUUUCAUUUAAAACAACUUCAAUACGUUGAUUAUGUCUACAUAAUUUCAGCUUUUCGUAAUGAAAUCAAAUCUGGAAAAAAAAAAAAAUUUAAAUAAAGAGUUUGUUUUCAUCUCCCAUCUGAUGAUCACAUGUUUUCAAAAGAAAAAGAAAAAUGCUUGUAAGGCGAUACAAGUAGAGCGAGCGGAUUCAAUGGCAUACGGGACAAAAGGAAAUCUGAUAAGUGCGCAUUAUAUCUGAAUGAGUCGCCUAGCAAUAUUUUGCGAAAUAUGUAGGAUGCUGCCACUGACUUUCAGAGCAAGCAGUGCUGAUGUAAAUCUUCUGGACUGGUAUUUCGCCAUUGUUUUGACACCGAAGGACAAGUAUGAAUCUUAACAAGCCCAUUUAGCUCACACACAAAUUUCCCUAAGCAAAUAAUUAAGGCUUGUGUGGUCAGUAGCAGCAUUCCAGGUCAUCAACCUUGAAAAAAAAAGAGGUAGUGAUAUGGAAUGUCCUUUGCGAUAAUACUUUAGAAAUCUCAAUUAUCUCAGUCAUUACAUACGAGUCAGUUAUUCUAGGUAUUAGAUUGCUGUCCUUGUUUUUUAAAAAAAUGACUAAUAGUGAGUGUUUAAUACAUCGGCACCCAAACACUUUGUACCUUUUUGAUGAUUAUAAAAUGCCUAGGUGUUGAAGUCCACAUGUCCCUGCAUGUCUUUUUUUUUUGCUAUUACUAUAAAAUAGGCUUUUCUGGAGUACAUAAGGAAAUUAACACCUGCCUUCAGACCACAAAUAAUACACCACCUUGUCCUCCCAGCUAGCCACAAGCUGCUAGUCGAUGGUUCCUGUUAGCGUUCGCUCUUUUUUGAUGUGUGUUUUAAUUGUUUGUUCAUUCAUCAUUUAGUUUUUCUACCUUGUAAAAUAUUUGCCAAUUUUAUUAGGGGUUUAACACUAGGUGGUCAAGUGUUUAUAAAAGCAGUUUGCUUAACAGGUUCCUCCGGUACAUAUCAGAUAGAGUAAAAUUGAUCCUCAAAUCUUUACACCACCUUAUCUGCAAAUAUUACUGCGGCAUUAACAAAUAGAUUCAAACUAGAAUCAUACUAUGUUUACAUUUACGUCAUUUUUGGCAUCCAGAGUGACUUACAAUUAUACAAUUGUGUAUAGCCGAGCAUUUGAGGUUUAAGGGCCUUGCAUCAGCGGCUUGGCAGAGCUGAGAUUUAAACUCACAACCUUUCAUUUAGAAGUCAUCUUAAGCAAUGAGCUACAACUUUUUCCCUAAGCUAAAUGUAUUAGAAGAUAUUUAAAAACAUGUAAUCCCCGCCCUCGCACACAUCUCCAGGCAAGUACCCUAUGCUGCACAUUGGUUGAAUUCCUGUUCAUAAGUUCUUUGGAUUUAUUUUAGUUUUGUCUAUUUUUAGUCCAUUUAGAAACGUUCCACUCCAUU